CUCAAGACCAUCAGCCUUGAUGAUGAUUAAUCUCAAAUCAAAGAUGAGAAAGCUGGGCCCACCUUCCUCAGAUACCGGCUCUUGGCUCUCUUUCUGAUUCCACGAACUCGUCUCUUCUGCAAUUUUUCUUCAGGCAGUUGCUUUCUCAUGAGCGUCAAGAUUUUCUCCAUACUCUUGCUUAUAUUCAAGUUAAUACUCAAUUCUCACCUUCUAAUUUGUCGAAACCUCGGUGCUUCUUUCCCGUACGAAAAUCUCUCUCCCUCAAGUCAUCAGUAAUUUGCUCUCAGUCCCCGAAGAAAUUAAUGGCUGGAAAAGUUGCUAUUGCCAAGGCUGGUGCUUCUUUUGAAUAUGAGCUUUUUGAAGGAGAUCCUGAUAAUCUUAUAACUGUCGUAGCUACGUCAAACCAGACAAGUUCAUGGGUUGAUCCUGCAACAUUGAAGCUUAGACACAGAAUUGGGAGGGGGGCCUUUGGUGAUGUUUGGUUGGCAACUCAUCAUCAAUCGACUGAAGAUUAUGAUAAGUAUCAUGAAGUUGCUGUUAAGAUGUUGUACCCAAUUAAGGAGGAUCAAAUGAGAUUUUUGUUAGACAAGUUUGAUAAUUUGUUUUCUAAAUGUCAAGGGGUAGAAAAUGUUUGUUUGCUGCAGGGAAUUUCUGUUAUCAGUGGAAAGAUAUGCAUCAUUAUGAAAUUCUAUGAGGGAUCGGUUGGUGAUAAAAUGGCCCGUCUGAAAGAGGGAAAACUCUCAUUGCCUGAUGUCUUGAGGUAUGGGAUUGAUCUUGCACAAGGAAUUCUGGAAUUGCACUCAAAAGAAAUCCUAGUUCUCAACCUUAAGCCUCAUAACAUUCUUCUUAGUGAAACUGAUAAAGCUAUUCUUGGGGAUGUCGGAAUUCCUUACCUUCUCCUCGGGAUUCCUUUGCCAAGCUCAGAUAUGACUCGUAGACUUGGAAAUCCAAACUACAUGGCUCCGGAACAAUGGCAGCCAGAAAUAAGAGGCCCAAUAUCUUUCGAGACCGAUUCCUGGGGAUUUGGGUGUACUAUCGUAGAGAUGUUGAGUGGUAUUCAACCAUGGUAUGGGAGAUCGAUGAGCGAGAUACAUGACCUUGUUGUUAGAAAGCAAGAAAAGCCACAUAUUCCCAGUGGCCUUCCUUCUUCAAUUCAGAAUAUUCUUCUUGGUUGCUUUGAGUAUGAUAUCAGGAGUCGCCCCUUAAUGACAGACAUAUUACGUGCACUGACGAGUUUGCAGAAUAAUGUUCAUGAUGAUGGUGGCUGGAGAGACCUUGGGAGCAGAAUAGUCAAAGAGAACUCUAUUAGUACUGGGUAUACGGAAUGGUUUCUCUCAAAGGAUCAUCUGCAGGUGGGUGACACAGUGCGUUCCCGAAAACCUGCUAAUUCUUGUAACCAUGAAAACAUGGAUGUCCCAGAGGGAAAAGUGGUUGGUUUAGAAAGAGAUGGUUUUGUCCUGGUGAGGGUCCAUGGCAUACAUGAUCCAUUACGAGUUCAUGUGUCAACACUCGAGCGGGUUACAAACGGCUUGGCAGCAGGAGAUUGGAUACGCUUGAAGGAGGAAGACAAGAAGCACUCACCGGUGGGUAUUCUCCACUCCAUAAAUCGUGAUGGAAGUGUUGCUGUUGGAUUCGUCGGUGUGGAGACUUUAUGGAAAGGAAAUUCAUCACAGUUUCAGAUGGCCGAAUCAUACUGUGUAGGUCAAUUUGUGAAGCUGAGAGCUAAUGUCCUCAUCCCUCAAUUUCAAUGGCCUCAUAAAACUGGUGGCGCUUGGGCUACUGGGAGAAUAUCCCAAAUCCUACCAAACGGAUGCCUUGUUAUCAAGUUUCCCGGCAGAUUGACUUUGGGGAAGGAAUCCAGCAGUUUUCUGGCAGAUCCAGCUGAGGUGGAAGUGGUUACUUUUAAUAGCUGUAGAGGGAUUGUGAUGAAGUAUCAACAUCUCGAGGAUUUCCACUGGACUGUAAGGCCUCUUUUAAUCGCACUGGGUCUAUUCACGGCCAUGAAGUUGGGACUUUUUGCCGGGAAGAAAAUAAGGAGGUCAAGGCCGAAGAAGUUGCAGAGCAGUAGUACAGUACAAAGUGAAGGACAACAUGUAGAUGUCCAAACUGCUGGCAACUCAGGAUGGUUUCAUCCAACAGUAGCAAAUCUUUUCCGAGAUGGAGUCAGCAGCUCUUCUGGUCGGUAGUUUUAAGUUUAAAGUUUGAUUCCCUUGUUUAUCUUCCUGGGGCCAGUUGACGUGCUAGAAUCAAAACCACAUUUAUUUACUUUUGCCUAAUCUAUUUGCUGGUUUAAUACAUCUUGCUGCUUUUCUAAUUUUAAGUUUCAUUAGGAUGCUGGAACAAUUGGUCAACAGAUGAUGGUUACUUGUUUCAGCCAUGCAUGUUUCAAAAAGGGUUAAAAUAAUGAUUUGUUCAUA
Molecule: messenger RNA, 2417 nt
Organism: Carica papaya (papaya)
Lineage: Eukaryota; Viridiplantae; Streptophyta; Magnoliopsida; Brassicales; Caricaceae
Product: Protein kinase superfamily protein
Biological process (GO): protein phosphorylation
Molecular function (GO): ATP binding; protein kinase activity
Source: RefSeq, a predicted model, not a curated record